Molecule: messenger RNA, 2243 nt
Organism: Effrenium voratum
Lineage: Eukaryota; Dinophyceae; Suessiales; Symbiodiniaceae
Source: the annotation of a GenBank genome assembly
ACUUGCAUCACCCUGCUUCCCAAGCCCGGCUGCAGCGGCCGGGACCCUCCGCUUGCCGCGGCCGCGCCCAAUGACACGAUGGCUGGCCCUGGCGGCGCCGGUGAUGGGGGAGGUGCUUACAGCACAGGACUUCAUCGUUUAUCCAGGCUACACCGGCAACUUGGUGGUCAGUGGAGAGGUGAACAUCUCGCUCAUAGGGUUUGGUAUCCAGACCGUGGGCUUUGCCCUGACGGGCCUGGACCCUGCGUGCUCAGGCCCCGCAACCGCGCCAAAUGCCUGCGGAAUCCACGUCCACCGUGGUUCCUCCUGCGCUGACGCCGGAGGUCACUACUGGAACGGCUCUGCGGUGAUGUCCGAUCCCUGGAGCCUGGGCCCUUUGUACAACGGCUCGGACUCGGCGGGCCAAGCGAACAUUGCUACUGGCUACUCCACUCGCUCCAUGGGCGGCAAGGCCGUGGUGAUCCACGACAUUUCGGGGGGCCGUGUGGCUUGUGCCUUGCUGCGGCCAGUGGCGUGGGCGGACUGGCAUGAGGUGGGCCACUGCUACGCAGAGCAGGACUGGCGUAGCCAAUCCUGGCUGAACUUUACCGGCGCCUUCGCGCGGUGUGGCCCCUCGAGCGUUUGCAUCGCGGAGCACAAGUUGUGUCGAGAGAGCUGCGCCAGCGACGAAGAGUGCGAGCAGUUCCCUUUGCGCAUUUGCGACGCUGCCACCUGCAAGCACAAGGCCCUCUUCGGCAUCGGCGGCGGAACGGACGUGGGAGUGGCGGUGCUCUUCUUCCUUAUCAGCGGCUUGGCCUUGAGUGCCGGCAUCGGGGGAGGCGGCCUCUAUGUGCCCCUGCUGGUGGUUCUUCUAGGAUUCCAGGUGCACGAGGCCACGGGCUUGUCGCAGGCAUGUCUGGCCGGAGGCGCCUGCAGCGCCCUGGUCUACAACUUGCGUCAGCGCCACCCCUCGGGCCGGAAGCCCAUGAUCGACUACGACCUCGUGCUCAUCAUGGGCCCCAACUUGCUGCUGGGAGCCAUGGUGGGGAGCUUCCUGAACUUCGCGCUGCCGUCCUGGCUGAUCUUGGCGCUGCUGAUGGUCAUCCUCAUCCACUCGGUGAUCACCACCUUCAAGAAGGCCUUGGAGACCUUGAAGAAGGAGCGGGCGGGCCAGGUGCAAGCAGGGAGUGACCGGCUUGACAAGAACCCAGUCGAGCGGUGCCUGAGGCUGCUCGGCCUGGGCAAGCGCUACGCCGAGUUCCAGGAUCGAGGCGAUCGCCGCGACGGCGCCGGCGACCGCGCGGCCGCGCAAGUGGUGGGCAAGACGGUGGAUGCAGGCGAGAUUCAGCUGGAGAUGGACACAGAGAAGAAUCUGGAAAACACAGGCGCCGAGCUCGCGGAGCUGGAGAAGGCCUCCACCGCCUCGGCCUCCAUCGCCUCCAUCGCCAGCGUGGUGACGGGCGACGGGAAGAGCGAGCCGCAGUUCCCAAAGGGAAAGCUGGCAGGCUUCCUCCUCAUGUGGGCCCUGCUGGUUUGCAGCAUCCUGCUCCGCGGCGGCCGCGCCGCCCCGGGGAGCUUCCCCAUGUGCUCGACCAUGUACUGGGCCAUCGUCGCGGUCACGGCUUUGGCCCUGGCCUUGCUCAGCGCGGCCUCAGGCGCCAGCGCCGUGUACGCGGACCAAGGCCGUACAGCGGAGGAGGGUGCCAUUCUUUGGACGUCCAAGACCGCCUGGUAUGUGUCCAUUUGGUCGCUGCUUGCAGGCACCAUGGCGGCCUUGUGUGGCAUCGGCGGCGGCAUGAUCAUGGGUCCAAAGCUGCUGGACUUGGGUUGCUUGCCACAGGUUCAGAGCGCUACCACAGCAACGACCCUCUUCGUGAUGUCAACAUCCACGGUGAUCUCUUUCCUGGUGCAAGGCACUGCCCAGUUGGACUACUCCCUGUGGCUUGGCGGUGCUACGGCACUGGGUGCGGUGGUGGGCAAAGCGGUGGUGGGCUGGGUGGUGAAGCGGACCCAGCGGCCUUCCGUCAUCAUGUUCCUCCUGGGUGGCAUCAUCGCUGUCUCCGUGGUCGUGAUGUCCAUCACAGGUUUGAUUGACGUGGUCGAUGACAUCAGCCAAGGCAAUGACCUGGGCUUUCGUGACCCCUGCUCAUAGAUGUACAGAUGAGGCACAGGGCAAGCGCGUGUUGCAGGCGCUUGGUCAAAGUAUGGUUCGUUGAGACAAUCGUGGCUCGGUGGGGAACUGUCAAUUGACCUUGACGCAGUUC